Messenger RNA from Lathyrus oleraceus (garden pea), 1818 nucleotides. RefSeq lists its product as uncharacterized. The transcript is spliced from 3 exons. Lineage: Eukaryota; Viridiplantae; Streptophyta; Magnoliopsida; Fabales; Fabaceae. The coding region runs from base 690 to 1589 and encodes 299 amino acids. The record is from RefSeq and is a predicted model, not a curated record.
ACAAGUUAAGUUUAAGUGACCCUGGCCUUGGCUUGGAAUAAUGAAGAAUACAUGUUAGUAGCCUUGGUGCACCAACUGGCUGUAGCAGGUAGCAUGAAAUUACAUUCAUGUUGACAUGAUUUUAGUGACCUGCUAUCCAUGUUGCAGGUUACGGUUAAGUGGCUUUACUUUUCCCCCUUUGAAUUGUUGAAUAGCUUGAUAUGUGGAUGUUAAUAACUUUGAUACAUAGGCUUAGUUCAGUGCUUCACAAGUUUUAUCCCACAACUGGUAUUCAAUUCCUUUGCCCUUACCUGUUUCUUUUGCUGCAGCAAGCUUGAGUAGAUUUGGCCUAUCAUCUCAACUCAAGGUUUAGCCAUGGUAGACUUAUUGAUGCAAGCUUGGGGAAUGUUUGGCCUUGAGGUGUGCAUGCAUCACUGCCUCAACAACUGGUUUUUCAAUGCACAUGGAUGAAUCCUAUUGAACCCUUCUUCCAGUUCAGCAUAUGGAUGUAGGACCAAUGUACUUCCUUUGUAUCUCACUUUCAAACUCAUGCCUAAAGGACUUGCAGCUCAUGGUGACAAGUACUGCAAACCCAAUGCAUUGGUGUGGUUCCAUUUGGCUUGUUGCAGGCUUUGGGGUAUGUCUUAUUUUAGUGACUUUGUAGCAGCAGUCAUGAGUUCAGUUGGCUAGGUCCAUAUGGCUACAAACCAAUGGUUCAGCAGCAGCAACUAUCGCUUAGUCGCAAUUCCUCGAGGAAAAAAGAUGAAUCGCCAUACAGAAGAAAUCCAUUGAGAGAGCUUGAAUCUAAUUCCAUGGCUAUUCCACAUUCAGCAACCAAUUAUAACAACAGCAGGAUGCAAAACAGAUCCAACAUGGAAGUUGAAACAGAAGCUAAACAGAAACCAAAUGCCAGCAGAAUUGCAUUGGACAAGGGUGUCGAUGCGAAGUGCAAGACAAAGAUAAAACAAGAUGAAGAUGUUAAAGUGAUGUCUUCGAUGACUGAUAAUGUUGUUGUCAAGACAGUGGUGCCGCCGGUGGUUGAAAACCUAAAACCCCAGAUAUUAACAAGAAGCAGAUCUUCAAGGCGUUCGCGAGACUUAGAGCUAGACCUCAACCCUGAAGAUCUUUUGAUUCCUCCACAGUCCUACACCUCACUACUGCUUGAAGAUAUCCAGAACUUCCAUCAGAAAAACACACCACCCCCACCAUCUGUUUCUCUCCCAGCUUGUGUUGCUAGAGCUUGCUCUAUCCUUGAAGCUGUUGCUAAUCUCAACUCCGAUACCAGCUCAAGUUUAUCUGGUGUAGAGGACAGGAGAAGUCCAUCAGGUUAUCAGUCCAGUAGGAAUAGAUACAAUGUUCCAUUGGGUACUAGCAAUAGUUAUGGGAAGAGAGCGGCAGAUACCAAGGAUCCAAUUGUAGAGUCUGAGUUAAUUGUUUAUGAUGAAAUGGUUGAACCGAGUUUACAUAAGUUUGAGACAAUGAAUAUGGGUAGUCCAAACAUGGAGAAGCAAGAAUCUUCAAGAAGCAGCAGCUUAAGUGUGUCUUCUGUAGCAGGACGAGUGAACGUGGAUGGAGCAAAGAAGAAAGUGAACAGCAAAACGAGAGUGUGAUUACCAGCAGGACAAUGAGACGGGCGUGGCAGGCUUGGCGCCAGUAAUUAUCUUCACAUGAAACCAGUUGUCACAGCAGCUGCAUCCACAUAAAUGAGUUCACCUUCUUCUUUUGUCAUUAAUAUUCCCAUGAGUUUGAUAUUCCUUCUGUUUGGAGUUGCCCACAGCUGCAUCCCCACAUAAAUGAACUCACCUUCAUCUUGUCAUUAAUAGUCCCAUGAGUUUGAUA